This is a messenger RNA of Pelmatolapia mariae (spotted tilapia), 3703 nucleotides long. RefSeq names its product gamma-glutamyl hydrolase (gene gghl). NCBI's taxonomy places the organism in Eukaryota, Metazoa, Chordata, Actinopteri, Cichliformes, Cichlidae. Gene Ontology annotation, molecular function: gamma-glutamyl-peptidase activity. The coding region runs from base 2379 to 3344 and encodes 321 amino acids. The record is from RefSeq and is a predicted model, not a curated record. Gene Ontology annotation, cellular component: vacuole. The transcript has 9 exons. Gene Ontology annotation, biological process: tetrahydrofolylpolyglutamate metabolic process.
UUAAAUUUGUAUUUAAAUUUAGAUUUUGCUCUGCUAAAGGCAGAGGACACAAAACAGAAAUAUGGAUGAGCCGGUUUCUGAAGAGAACAAUGAUAUGAGGUCUUAUGAGGUGGUCAUGGGGACUGAAGCUGCUCUUCCUGUAACACACAAAUUCAAAAGCGGUACCAUCUCUUGGAGUCCAGUACCUUGUGGCUUAUAUGGCAGGGCAACUGCUGCAAAUGUCAUCAAAAUGACCCCUGGGAUUGCAAGGUUUUCUGUGACAAGAAUAAGUGACACCAAAACAUGUUUUGAUCUGGUUAUGCCAGAUAUUUUUCAUAUUUUCCAGGCAACAACGUCCGUUCAGACCUUUUGAAUGAUAUGAAAAGUCUUCAGAUGUGAAAACAGAUACUAAAGCAAAAUCUGACAAGCUUGCUUCCAUCAGGGGUGACUCGUUGACAUGACUACCAGGCAGCUCAAUAUCAUGUUUGACAAUUUCUUUAUCGUCUUUGAGGAAAGUAUUGCCUUACAUAUAUACCUUACUUUUAGUAACAGUAAGAUAACUUGACAAGCUUUUUUAUAAGAAACAAAAAUCUCUUGAUGUUCAACUUACCUUUUGGGGGGGUUCAGUUUUUAUUUGCAUUUUAUAGCAUCCUGAUUUUGUCAUGGUUUACUUCUAUUUAUUUAUUUUUUUCAUUAUUUGUUAACCUCUGUUCUUAGCCUCAGGUGGAAUAGCUGGGCCAGCACCUUCCCUCUGAUCCGCCCCUGGGUGGAGCCUUCUGGCUCGCGUUGUUGUUCCCCCAGCUGUUUUCUAUGGCGUAAUCAAGAGCUAGGCUGUUGGGUGCCACAGUUCUAUGUCAGAUUGUCCUUGUCAACAUGGUGACCGUCAGGGCUCCUUGGUUCUGAGUAAUUUCCUGCACUUACCUUGUGUAAUCUGUAUUUUCUGCUCCUCCUCUAGCUGCCAGGAAACCUUUGAACUCCAAGUCAAACACUCCUGUGGACUGUGAGCACCUCCAGGCAGUUUUUCUUAUUUACUACCUGCAAGUGGAAUGACUUACAAGGUCUCCGCCUGCCUCCUGUUGACCAAGUACUCCUCUUGAGCUCCCCCAUGCCAUCUUUUUAUGUUAGACUGUUACAAUCAAUUACAAAUGCAGCAAUACUCAUUCCCACUUACCUGGUACUCCACUAAUAGUCACUCUCCUGUCUGACAGAGCUCCCAGUAGCAUGCCUGUUAACUCAACUACUCACUCAAAAGAACCUGCUUUUCCGUUUUCUAAUAAAGACGUGCAAACAUCUGCUUGACUCUGCUCACGGAGUCCAGUUUAUAACAAACUAUGCCUUUUUUGGAGUUGGUGUUGUACUUUUGCCCAUUUGGCAGAAAGCCCUGGAUGCAAACAAUCCUCCAUGAGUGGAAAGGCUGGAGUGCUCAAAUGGUGCACAGUUGUUUUGGUGACUCAAAUCCUUCCUGUUGAUUCAGGUUAGUCAUUUAAAAUAUGAAAGUAAGCAAGUGACAUUUUACAUAAAUGUUAUGUAUGGUAUUUAAAUGCAUGUUAAGCUUUGGUGGUUACAAUAACAUCUUAUUGUUGCAUAACGUGUGUUUGCCUAAACCGAAUGUUGAAUUUUUCCAUUUACGCAAGCAGCCUUCAUGUCAGCGUUUCCUUAUGCCUGCGAGAAUUUGGGCGGGCUGUAUUAGAAACCCUUGGAGCACCAAUUGCUUUUUUUACCCUCUUCCUAAACCAUAAGCCAUCUGUCUGCAUAAUUUAAGGUAGGAAUGUGUGUUCAUCAGUGGUUGAAGUUAAAAAAAAAAACCAUGUGUUACACAAUCUGUGAAUCAACUGUAUCGGUUACAAAAUCAGUUGCUUUUGCCACUUUUAACAUAAAGCAUUAGAAAAGUUGCGACAGUCAUGCAUGGGGAUUGUUAUUUUGGUCUCUUAUGAGGAACUUGUAUUUAAACAGCACUAUUGGAAAAAUACGCCUGCAACACCUUUAAACCUUUUAAAUAGGAACCACGCUUUAUCUUUGGAACAGAAACUUGUCUGACAGCAGUUUUUAUCCAUGCAUGAACCUGCAGCUGGCUGCUAUAGUGGUCACAUGACCUCUACUAUAAACCUGAGCACAAACCAAUGAGGCUACAUAAUUUCCAAUACACUCAAUGAUCAGAAAUGUUGCCAAAAACUCCACGCUGUCAGCAAAACCUUUAUGUUUGCCUCAGCAGUCAUGUUGCUUGACCGGCAUGUGCGGUACAGGAGUUGUCACAUGUAAAUCUGGGCAUUCCUCACUUCCCUGAACUGACUAUAUCCUGUUCUAACACGACUUAUAUAAGUCUGCUGCUUUCAUUAUCCACAGCUCUGACAGCUUUGUAAAAAAGACUGCUCUGCUGAACUAAGCUGGUGACCAAAAACAUGUUUAACACAGGAGUUUCGACCUAUCUGUGCCUUUUUUUUGCCUGCUGCUUCUGCUGCAGCAGAGCUAUGCCGACUAAACUCAGCAACGAGGCUGUGAAUGACAGAUCUGUGAUAGGUGUUUUAACUCAGGUUGUUACAGAUGAAAUUAUGAAACCAUUUGGGAGGACUUACAUACCUUCCUCUUACGUGAAAUACAUUGAGUCUGGGGGCAGCAGAGUGAUGCCUAUAAGAUUAACUCUGACUACAUCUGAAUAUGAGAACAUUUUCAGGAAGAUAAACGGGUUGAUUUUCAUCGGGGGAGCUGCAGAUUUGGAGACUUCAGACUUUGCCCGGGUGGCGAAGAUUUUUUACAGGCUCGCUCUGGCGGCUAAUGAUGCCGGGGACUACUUCCCUAUUUGGGGCACAUGCAUGGGAAUGCAGCUACUCACUGUGCUGGUGGCUGGUGAAAAUCUCCUGACAAAAACCCCAGCUGAGAACUUAGCAUUGCCCCUCAACUUAACCACAGAGGCGCAGUCCAGCCGGAUGUUCAAUACUUUCCCAGAUGAGCUCAUCAAUGCUUUGACCCAGGAACCUCUGACUGGCAAUUUUCACAACUAUGGAAUUACAAUAAAGGACUUCCAGGAAAAUGAGAUGCUACAGAGUUUCUUCACCAUCUUGUCAACAAACAUCGCUAAGAACGGAGCUCACUUUGUGUCAACUUUCGAAGGUAAAAGAUAUCCUUUCUACGGAGUUCAGUGGCACCCGGAGGUGAAUCGUUUUCAGUGGAACAGAAAGCUGAACUUCCCUCACUCCCGUCACGCUGUGCAGCUAUCGUCGGUGCUAGCUGAAUUUUUUGUCAGUGAAGCAAGGAGAAGUUUACAUCACUUUGACAGUCCUGCAGAAGAGGAAUCAUCACUGAUUUACAACUACUCACCUGUCUAUGUUGCAAACAUCACAGCAUAUGAGCAGGUCUACUUCUUCUGAGCUACUCCUGCAGCUGAAUGGAUCUCUGCACAUGUAAAUGUUUAUAUGCUCUAGUGUCUGUAGGACGCUUGCGAAGUCUGCUGGUUUUAAUACCAGAUAAUCAAAAGUGCAGUUUAAACCUUUGAGCUGAUUCAGAGUGUAUUUGUAUUUUACUAAGGAAGUAUUUUUGCUGGCAAUUAUGGCAUUACCGAUGCAGAACUAUUACUUUAAUGGGAAAAAUAACACAUUGAUGUGCUCGUUUGUAAAAGUGAAGUGAGACUAUCAACCCUGUAAAUGUGACUGUGUUUGAAGUAGAACAUCUGGAUAGAUUUUAGGACAACUAGGUCCACGUCUUUUGUACUUGGUGGUCAUUUAAUAAA